Molecule: messenger RNA, 4774 nt
Organism: Xyrauchen texanus (razorback sucker)
Lineage: Eukaryota; Metazoa; Chordata; Actinopteri; Cypriniformes; Catostomidae
Product: leucine-rich repeat and fibronectin type-III domain-containing protein 4-like
Exons: 4
Coding region: 368-3217 (949 amino acids)
Molecular function (GO): protein binding
Source: RefSeq, a predicted model, not a curated record
CAUCGCAGUCGCACACACUCGCACUCACAGAUAUCGGCUUGCUCCAUGCAUCAAAAGCAAACAAAUCAGACUCCUGCAGCUGAAGAAUAUGAAGCUGGAAGGAAACAGCAAAAACAAGGCAUUGAUUGACCAGGCAAUAAGAGACAACAGCUGUGGCUCAUGCACACGGUUAUUUGAAUGUUCUUUGUGGCUGUAGGUGAUGGUUUCCUACUUUGAGGGCAGGGUUUCAUGGGACUGUCUGCAUGAGUAAAACAAAUGCGAGGCAGUGGUGAGAGAUAAGGAUGCUAUCCAAAAGCUUUCUCUGAGGAACCUGACAGAAGAGAGGAUGUAUUAGGAAUGGGACUCAUGGAGAAGAUUGCUGAUCUUGAUGGACAUGGAAUUUGAAAAUAAAACAAGAGUUUCACUCUGGAUUUUCAUCAGAAGAAAUGAGGGGUCUAAGCUGGGCAGUUUACCAUUAAAAGGACGGAACAAGUCGGAAACCAUUUUAAAUCUUGAUGAAACAGACACAACAGGUCUGUGGACAACCUGGAUUACCAUGCUACGCAAAGUACCAGGGAGUACAUCUAGAAGAAAAAAUCUGUUGCAAGAACAGGACAACCUGAAAUGGAACCAGUCAGGGAGAUAUUUUUCAUCAUCUAUCCCUGUCAGCACAAUAAGUGUCCACCGGUGUCCAAUGCCACAAUCAACAAUCCUCUGGCUUGGCCUCAUUGGCUUUGUACUGCUGAGAAGCGUACCAGAUGUGUCGGCAGGAGAGACAUGGGGCAUGGUGUCCAUAUGCCCCAUCCACUGCGUGUGUCGGAACCUAUCAGAGUCUCUGAGCACACUCUGUGUGAAUAAAGGUCUUCUUUUUGUGCCACCGAACAUCGAUCGCCGCACUGUGGAGCUCCGUCUUGCAGACAACUAUAUCCUGGAAGUGGGAGGUCCGGACUUUGCCAAUAUGACAGGACUGGUUGACCUGACACUGUCACGUAACACCAUCCAUGCUCUAAAGCCGCUGGCCUUUUCUGAUCUGGAGAGUCUGCGUUCCCUUCAUCUUGAUACCAACCGUCUCACUGUGGUGGGACCUCAGGAUCUGACAGGUCUGGUUAACCUUCAGCAUCUCAUCAUAAACAAUAACCAGCUUACUAAUGUUUCUAGAGAUGCAUUCGAUGACUUCCUGCUGACUCUGGAGGACCUGGACCUUUCUUACAACAACCUGCGCAGGGUUCCCUGGGAAGCUAUACAGAACAUGGCUAGCCUGCACACCUUAAACCUGGACCACAACCUAAUAGACCAGAUUGAUGAGGGUUCUUUCAGUGAGCUCUAUAAACUCUCCAGACUGGAUAUGACCUCAAACAGACUACAGACUCUACCCCCUGAUCCACUGUUCUCAAGAUCACAGAUUGGGGUUGUCAGUCCAACACCGUACAAUUCUAUCAGCAGCUUAAACUUUGGCGGGAAUCCUCUACACUGCAACUGUGAGCUGUUGUGGUUGCGACGACUGAUUCGUGAAGACGACAUGGAGACAUGUGCUACACCUGCUUAUUUGGCGGGUCGCUACUUUUGGUCCAUCCCUGAAGAAGAGUUUACCUGUGAGCCUCCACUGAUCACCCGUAAUACCAACAAAUUGUGGGUGCUAGAGGGACAAAGAGCCACGCUUAAAUGUAGAGCCAUUGGUGACCCUGAGCCAGUCAUUCAUUGGGUGUCACCAGAUGACCGCAUAGUGGCCAACACCAGUCGCAUUCGCUCGUACUACAACGGCACACUGGAUUUUCUAGUCACUCGUGCCAGAGACGAUGGGACCUACACAUGCAUUGCCAUCAAUGCAGCAGGGGAAUCCACAGCUCUGGUGGACUUAAAGAUCAUCCCUCUGCCCCAUCGGGGAAAUGGCACGAUUUCCCUAAUCAACAAUAGAGACCCAGGCUCCUCUGAUAUUAGCAGUGGGCGUGGUGGAGUUGAAGGUGGUGGGACUGGUGUGGUGACCGUAAGGAAUGUUACUGGAGGCAAGGAAGAGGCUGGAGAUAGGGGAGGGGGAAGGGGAGGGGGAAGCAGUAAUGGAGGAAUCAAAAACUUGGUUGGAGUUCUGGGUGUAACAUCUAAUUCAGCCCAGAUUCAAUGGAAAAUGAGUCGAUCUUCAACACCAUACCUGGUGUGGAUGUAUCAGAUCCAGUACAACAGCACAGCAGAUGAUGCACUUGUUUACAGGAUUCUGCCUCCAUCUAGUAACAGUUUUCUGCUGAAAAACUUGGUGUCCGGAGCAGACUACAGCCUGUGCGUCUUGGCCAUAUCUGAUGAUGGCAUCUCCACCUUGGUGACAACAAAGGUAUUGGGCUGCAUACAGUUCAGCACCAAAGAGGAUUAUCCAGAAUGCCGUUCUCUGCAUGCUCACUUCCUGGGCGGCACACUGACAGUGAUGGUGGGUGGCGUGGUCGUGGUAACCCUUCUAGUUUUCACUGUAGCCAUGAUGGUGCGGCAUCGCAUCUGUGGAGAGUGUCAGGACGAUGCCAAUAGAGCGGGCAAGUUUUUGCCAGCCAAAGGGGUAGAUGUUUAUGCCCAGACAAAUGGAAACAACGGUAUGAUGAUGGUGGCAUUGCCAAAUGGCGUCUUGGCCCAAAGAACAAAAGAAAAACAGGACAAAUCCAAACACAAAUCUAAACAGAGCCCAGAGCCACACCGUGGCCAGAGCACAGACACAUGCAGUAGGGGAGAUGGGGUGGUGCGGGAAAAAUGUUUAACUCCACUCACACCAGAGAGUGAGAGACUGACAAUCUACUACUCUCCAAGUAACACACUGCCUCUCCCUACAAAAAAGGCUGUGAAACGAACAGGCAGGCUCAAGUUGCGGAGAAAGUCUCUGGAGAAAGACAGACAAGUCUUGGCCUCAUUCCCAUUGACACAAGAUGGAGAGAAAGGAAGGGAAGGAGGGUCAGACUUGAGGCAGGCACUAAAAACCAAGCGCAGCUGCUCUUUCGAUGUGGGUGAAAUCACCACCACCACAUGCUACAGUUACGCCAAACGGCUGAGCGUUAUCUGGACCCGUCGUAGCCAGUCGCUACAUGGCUUGCUGGUCCACUGUGCCUCCACAACCAGCACAUCCAGCACUGGAAGCGAGCAGUACGGCAAUGCCCUGACGCAGAACUAUCUCCAUGCUUUGGUUUCCAACAAUUCCAACUCAGCUUCUAACUCAAGCAGUAGCAUGGCUGUCAAUCCCAGGGACCUGGAGGAAAGUGUGGUGUAGAGAUACGAGUGAAAGAAAGACCUUAUUGUGUAAGACCUUAUUGUGUAAUAAAUGCAGUGAUGCAACACUCAUUAAUGCGCCACAUUCAGGCGGUUUAAAAGACCAACACAAACAAACUAUAAAAACAAGACUAUAAAGAAUUAUCAGGGGAGUGCCAAGUUGAUUAGGAGUAGUGCUCCUGACACAAAGGAAAUGGCAAUAUCAAAUUAUGCUAAGACAAAGAAUGACGACAAGAGAAACGAGGAUAGGUUUGCUUUUUAUUGACGAGCCAAAGGCAUAGGGGAUUAAAACCUAAGGCGUCUGUUUCAACAAGAUUAAUUAACCAAUUAAUAAAUUAUUGAAUAAAUCAGACGCUACUUUGUACCGAAGCAACACUUUUUGAAUGCUAAUGAAUUGAAACAUGGGGUAAAUAUGACAAAAACAAAUUUGAAACCCAAAGAGGGAGCACAUUAUCUGUUGAAAUAAACCGCUGCAAAGAAGCACACAUGCCUGAGCUCUAUGAUGAGGGAAAUUACACCAUGUAAAGUUUCUUUUCACUCUUUAUUUUUGAUGGUAAUGUUUUUCAAUGAUAAUUGAAAAGAUUGGGGAGGGAGGCUCACUGAAAAUUUCUGAACACUUUUGCUACAAGCAUUUAAAAUGGGGGACCAGUUGUUCAAAUGUCAUUCAACAGUGAUCUGAAUAAUCAUAACUGUUCUUGUCUGAUCAGCCCUUUUCCAGAAUCAUUAUAAGAAUAAAAGCUAUUCUGUAAAAAAUAUAGUCUUUAUUGUGGAAUGAAGCUCUAAUUGAGAUCAAUCUGAUAUGCUAUCUUCAAGGUUAAUUGCUUAAGAAAGAGGCUUGUAUUAAAAGCUACAUGACACAAAUAAUGCUUUCUAUCCCCAAAACAAAAGCUUAGCAGUCAACUGGCACCACAGCACCUAAUAACUUGAUUAAAAUGUAAAAUAGGAUAAUAAGCUUAAUGUAAUAAUGUAAUUACUACAACUCCAUUAGAGCAAUAUUCUACCACCGGCCACUUAAAUGGAGAUUUAAUCCUGAUAAUAAACAGCAAAAACAUGAGCUGUUAAUCUGGAGUCAUCAGCAAAAACUUUAAGAUACAUUUUAUGUCAUUUAAGGUCCUUGUUUUCCUUUUGAUUUGUGCAUGAUGUGCAAUAUAUAGUCAUGGGAGGGACCAAGCCCUCUGCAGUCCACUUUAUAUAACAGCUAACAGAGGAGACGGAGGCAAAAAUGAUAGAGAUCAAAGGCAAGAGGUAGAGGUGUAGACUAGAAAAAGUGGACAGUGGCGCAGAUAGGUUUACUGCAUAAGACGAUAUGUAACAUGCCUACCUAGACUGUGUGUCACACAGAGUACUUUAAAGGGAUGGACAUGUUCUAGUAAUUUUGUAGUCAAGUAAUCUAACCCACAAAAAAAGCAAUCAUUUACUUGUAAAUUAAAAUGUCAAUAAAAAAAAAUAUCAAGACAGACAUGUAAAAUGUAUAUUUUAUUUAGGCAGAGGCUGUAUGCACAUAGCACUUUAUUUGCACUAAUUGUAAAUAGCAUCUGCCACACAGCUUGACUAUUUG